This is a messenger RNA of Danaus chrysippus (African queen), 1191 nucleotides long. NCBI's taxonomy places the organism in Eukaryota, Metazoa, Arthropoda, Insecta, Lepidoptera, Nymphalidae. The record is from the annotation of a GenBank genome assembly.
AUGAAACGGGUAUCUGUAUAUAGAAACAAAGAGGAAAAAGAUGGAAAACUUAUGGCCGUGGAAGACACGAUUAAAGAUUUCAAAAAAGCAAUAUCAUCGGAAUUCGAUUUAACCGAAGAUGAUAUAAAAUUGUAUUCAUCCAAUGGCUGUGAAAUUAACGAUAUAAGAGUGAUAAGAGACGACGAAAAACUGUAUUUGUCUUCAGACAUCUGUGAUAUUGCAAAAAGGGCGGGGAACAUGCAAAUAUACGAUGAAAAAAACGAGAUAUCGGAUUGGAUUAAAUUAAACGUCGGUGGGAAACACUUUAUGACUUCAAGGUCUACACUUCUGGCAAAAGAACCCUUGUCAAUGCUAGCCAGAAUGUUUGCUGAUGAUAAUAACGUCUACUUAAUGAAUCCCAGUGCUAAAGAUUCUACUGGGGCGUACUUAAUUGACAGGAGUCCAGAAUAUUUUGAACCUAUAUUAAACUAUUUAAGACAUGGUGAUGUUAUUUUAGACAAGAAUGUUAAUCCUAGAGGGGUCUUGGAAGAAGCAGUGUUUUAUGGUUUAGACUCAAUGAUACCACAAUUAAAUCAUUUAGUUGACAAAUCAAUGAGCAGUAGCGGCAACAAUCAAUCUUUGACUCGUAUGGAUGUAAUAAGACUCGUCAUAAUGACACCGACCACAUCUGAGCUGCGGUUCCAAGGUGUGAACUUAGCUGGUGCAGAUCUCAAUAGAUUGGACUUGAGAUAUAUAAAUUUUAAGUAUGCCUGUCUGUCAAAAUGCAAUCUGAGUGGUGCUAAUCUAUCGCAUUGUUGUCUUGAGAGAGCUGAUUUGUCACAUGCUAACUUAGAAGGAGCACAAUUAUUAGGUGUGAAGGCAUUAUGUGCUAAUAUGGAAGGUGCUAAUCUCAAAGGUUGUAAUAUGGAAGAUCCUGUGGGUUCUAGAGCUGUGAUGGAAGGAGUUAAUCUAAAAGGUGCAAAUUUGGAAGGUAGCAACAUGGCUGGUGUGAAUUUAAGGGUGGCAACACUAAAAAAUGCUAAUCUACAAAAUUGUGAUCUAAGAAUGGCUGUUUUGGCUGGAGCGGAUUUAGAGUGCUGUGAUUUAUCUGGCAGUGAUCUCCACGAAGCGAAUCUAAGGGGCGCCAAUUUAAAAGACGCGGCAUUUGAACUAAUGCUGACACCCUUACAUAUGUCACAGACUAUACGUUAG